Molecule: messenger RNA, 560 nt
Organism: Vigna angularis (adzuki bean)
Lineage: Eukaryota; Viridiplantae; Streptophyta; Magnoliopsida; Fabales; Fabaceae
Exons: 1
Coding region: 3-359 (118 amino acids)
Source: RefSeq, a predicted model, not a curated record
UUAUGCUCUCAUUCACUUGUUCAUUCAUUCAUAAAUUAAACUUUGUUUUCUUCUGUCAUCAUUAUAGUGUGAGAUUUACAAUAUCAUCAAACAUGAGUUCAACAAUUAGAGCAUGGAGUGUGGCAACUAGUGUUGGAGUUGUGGAGGCCUUGAAAGAUCAAGGCAUCUGCAGGUGGAACCAUGCUUUCAGAUUAGCUCAACAGCGUCUCAAAAUUCAUGUCACUUCGCUUUCUCAAGCACAAAACCUUUCUUCCUCUUCUUCUGCUAUCAUCUCCACAACACCAAAACACGAGAAGCUAAAACAGUCAGAGGACUCCAUGAGAACCGUCAUCUACUUAAGCUGUUGGGGUCCCAACUAGAUAUCAUAUGAGACCAAUAAGAAAACAUUUUUCUUCUUUCAGUUCUUGGAAUCAAGCAAUCUUCGUCUCAAAGCAACAUGAGGGUUGUGAUUUCAGGGGUCAUAUUGUAAAUUUUUGAAAGAUUUGCUUAUCUGAUGUGACAAUCAGUAUGUAAAUUAUGAUGAUAAAUAAUCAUAAUUUUAAUGGUUGAGGUUUGCCAAA